Messenger RNA from Porites lobata, 16201 nucleotides. Lineage: Eukaryota; Metazoa; Cnidaria; Anthozoa; Scleractinia; Poritidae. The record is from the annotation of a GenBank genome assembly.
AUGAUUCUUGUUGCUGCUGCUGUUUCGUCGCUGUUUUUAGCAGCCGCGGUUCUCGCGGCAACGUUCGUUCUUUUGAAGCAUCGAUCCGUCGCUGUCCUACGAAAGCUACCAGGUCCCGAACCGGAUUUUCUAUUUGGAAACGCGCUGCAGCUUGCUCGGUUGCCCGAUGGUAAGUACAAGCCAAAACUUCAUCUUAUAAAGACAAAACGUACAUGUAAGCUGGCCCCAUGUAAUGAGAUUGAGAUGUUAUUGACCCCAGAAAAUAGAGUUGCUUAGUUUCAGUUUGUGAUAUCAUCCAUUCCCCAGAUCAAGAUCCAGACGCUAUCAAAAGUCACACUUUUUUUACCCUGGAACUGAUUUCUUCAGCGGUCAGUAUAAAACACGGCUGCGGACUACGGACUGCGGACUGGGUAUAAAAUACGGACUAGAUAUAAAACGAGGACUGGAAAAUAUGGACUGGGUAUAAAACACGGAUUAAGUAUAAAACGCGGACUGCGGACUGCCGACUGGGUAUAAAAUACGGACUACUUACUACAAAAAAAAAAACCGGUGCUAAUUGGUUCUAGGUAAGGAAAAAUAAGAUCAAAAGAUCGCUAAAUAGCGAGACACGUGAGUUAAAGGUGUAAAUACUCCUAUAAAUUCUUGGUGGAGGUGUGCCGCCCGGUUUUCCAAAUCCUGUGCCUGAUCAAAAUGCUAUUUUCUUCACCGAUUUUUAGACCUUGUCUCGGUCUCCAACAAUCAUGAAAGGGGUCAGGAUGAUCAGGAUUCGGAGAACCAGGCACCACCCCACACCAAGAAUUCCCAGUAGUACCCCCCUCCGGGGAUAAGGAGCAGGGUGUAAAUCAUGUCAUCAUAAUCAUCGCUUGGAAUAUAACGUUGGAUGACUCAUUUCAGUUAUUAUUCACGUAUGUGAGUAAUCCCUCCCCCCUAAAUACCGCUUUUGUGCAUCGCGGAAUGCCCUACAUUGACCUUCUCGUCUGAGUUCUUCAUUCAGUCCUCAUACGGAAUUGUGGCGUUCGAUAAGAAUUUUACUGAUCUGACUCAGACACCAACACUAUUUUUUUAAUUCGGUGCUUCUUAUUGGUCUAAAACUAUCUCUUCUAACUCCUUCUUUUUAUAAAAUUCAGAGUUAAAUUUCACUUGCCUUGAGUACCGGCAUAACCUUCCUUCUCCGAGGGAAGAAUAGACUACGUGAACAGCCAAGGGAAUGUUAAAGCUGGGACUACUGUUUUUGCUAGUCCGCUUUCCAUUUCUCUCAGUUUUACCUUUCUAAGGCUGUUUUGAUUUACAUAGUCCGUAGUCCGCGUUUUAUACCCAGUCCGUGUUUUAUACUCAGUCCGGAGUCUGCAUUUUAUACCUAGUCCGUAUUUUAUACCCAGUCCGCCGUCCGUGGUCGGCAGUCCGCAGUCCGCAGUCCGUGUUUUAUACUGACCGAUUUCAGUGCUGUAAUAGCGCUUUCCACUAUUACUAAAAAUCAAGCCGUAACUAAUCGAUAGAAAUCGAUCAUCGAAAAUGUAAUCAAUUAAUCGAUAAUACUCGAUAGUACACGAUAUUUGUCGAUUGAUUAGUCAAUUUAAUCGAUUGAAAUCGAUAACACUUACCUUCAAGCUUACCUUCGAAUCCGCUUUGUUGAUAAAGACGAUGUUACUUCUUUCUCCAGUGGUAGCUACUUUUCUUGUUUUUUUUUUUCACCGGGAUCACUGCUGUAAAGUUGUUUAAAGCAAUAUUUCAGCAGAUUUCAGCCCAGCAGUCCUAUGGUGCUGUGUACUGUGUAUUCGAUCUUUGCUGUACUUAGGAGUAUUGAAUAUCGCUAAGUAACAAACAAAUCAAAGGAAAACUUUUACGCGCAUUUGUACUCUAGAAUCAUCAGAAUAAUGGUUAAUAUCCUGAAUCACUACUGUAGAAAUUGGCAAACUGUCGUCCGUUCUCCGAGAAGUUAAAAGGAUAUUUUUCGAGCGCUUAUGGGCAGGCACGCAUGGUGGCUUACGGAGCGCAGAGAAUCUUCGUCCAUUUUCUUUUUGAUCAUUGUCAAACAAAUCGAUAAAAAUCGAUAGCUAACUUAACUGAAAUCGAUCAAAAUCGACAAUCACAAAGACUCGAGUGAUUGAUUUCUAUCGAUUUCCGAUAGUAAUCGAUUAAUUAGUGUCGAUUACGAUCGAUUACGUUCGAUUUCUAUCGAGUAUCGAAAAUAUUGAUUAGUUACACCCUGUAAAACUAGGUUUUAUCACCUUAGACCCCCCGUGACUCAGACAAACUUUGCAUUCUACUCCCGGGAUUCUACUCCAAGGCUUUGUAUGGGAAACAUGCAUUUCCACAUGAAAAUUGUUCAUAAAAUUCGCCGUGAGCGUUUUUAAAAUGUUUUUUGAGCAUACUUCCAGUAUAUAAAAGGCACUACUGCUAAAGGGGCAAAACCUGGUCCAGUAACUCAAAUAAAUGGUUAAAAUCAGAAAAUAAAACGACUCGAUCAUAGAAGGCUACUGAAAUCGGAUCCCUAGCUCUGUGUCUUAAGCAGAAAGCACUGCUAUGCACUGAAACAUGACAUGACAUUAUUGGCUGUGUAAUACUCCAAAACCGAAAUUGCUAAUUAAAGACAAAAUCGAGUUUGGAUGUGCUUCUCGCAAGCCUGUGGCAGAAUAUCUAAGGUGGAAAGCACACCAACAUUAGCACAAACCGGAAAUUGUGUAAGUUUGUUCUGUUGUUGUGCGGCCAGGUAGAUACCAUAUACGAAUCCGGGACGAAUACUUGAGUACUUUAUAUCCUGUGGUACUAAGUAGUGUAACAUGAACACUCAAAAAAAAAAAUUGAGCAACCUUUGCCUAUAAAUUUCACCAAAUGCACCGUUUCGUGAACAGCUAUGAAGCCCUGCUCUCGACUCCACACAUUUUCACAUAAUUUUACUCACAGUAUUAUGACGCCGCAUAAGAAAUAAAACCACUCAUCUGUACAGUAUUUUCCAUGUUUAACGCUGUCUUGGCACGCGUUGAUUAUUAUCAGGAUAUUUAUUAUCGAAACCAAGCUGGAUUUUGUUUUCUUUAACGAUAAACAUAUCUUCAAAGACGACAAAAACUUUUUGCCGAACGUGACUUUCCCACACUAAACUCUUACCCUGGUCAGGUUUAAUCUCAGAGUCACAGCAGGGACCAGAAAUUUGUGACAUCAUUAGUGAAAAGUGCUAUUGUCUCAAGUGAUCUUCAUUCGGGAUGUUUAUGUCUUGACUGUUCACCAACUACAGCUGUAGUAUUCAGAGAAGUCAAUCUAAAAGCCCUUUUUCACCAUGGCUAACCUCCCUGAGAGUCUCAUAGUUCCAACUGUACAUUGGCUUUGCAUUAUGCACCUGUCAAUGUCAAACUGGAAGAGGGUGGAGGCUGUGGUGGGAACUUUGAUUAUCGCCAAGUCGCGCCGGUGCGGACUUGUUAUGUUUUUGACCCUGGAACUGAUUUCUUCAAUGCUGUAAUUGUCUCAAUUUUUUUUUUUCAGAGUUCAGGUUACUGGGGUUCUACUGUUAGUCAAUUAAUGAUCGAUUCUCCUUUUAAAUGGCCUUGCUUUGCUCUUAAAACAAGGGGCAAAUAUGAUGCACUGUAAGGGUUAUGUGUAGAAUUUAUCCACAAAAUUAUACUUGACAGUCAGUCAAUCAAAUUAAUUUAUUGUCAUUUCUUUAACAUGCAUCUAUUUUUCAGAGUUAAUAAAACAAAUGCUUGGAUUCACCCAGCAGUUUCAGAAAGAGGGACUAAUAUGUAUUUGGCUAGGGCCAGUGUAUUCUAUCACACUGCUGUUCAAGCCUGAAUAUGCUGAGGUGAGUUUAACCCUUCAACAACUGCUUUGGUUGCAGUUCUUUAUGGAGAACUGAUAACAUUGUCUUUUCUAAAUUAAAUAAGCCGUACCUCUCAAAUUCCCCCCCAAUCUCUAUUAGCCCCCCCCCACUCAAGUGAGCUUAAAGAAAAAGCCCCCCAGUAAUUAAUGCUACCGGCGAGGCUUGAACCCCAGACCUCCAGAUCCGGAGUUUGAGGUGUUAACCAUUUGCCACAAAUUUAUUGCCUCCUCAUUAUUUGGGCAUGGCCCAAAUAGAGUGAUGGAAACGGCUUGUUAUGACGCAAAAGUGCAAUAGGCAUGCAAUACGUGCUAACGUAAACAAGCAAGUAAACAAGCGAAGCGAGGCAAAUGUCUACCGUGCGAACGUCAUUCAACACUACAUAUUCUCCUUCGUGAAGUAAACCAAAAUCCAUAAAACGUGUCUUCGGAAUCUCACACAAAAUUUAGUUUUUUAAAUCCUCAACACUCCAAUGCGGAUUCACAAAAAAAAACUCUUCUAGUAUCUCCAAUGUGAACUUUAAUAUGGUGAUGCAAAUUGACACAUGCAGACUUUAAAAUUAGAAUAUGCUCUCUCAAAAAAGCCGAAAACUUAGACAGCACGUGAUCAAAACAUGUUCGUACAGCACCAAAAACGUUGUCAAUUUCACGACAGAGACUAACCGACAACGUUUCAUUGGCAAAAACUGACAGAUUGAAAUAGAGGAUUUACGGUAAGUCCAAAUUUUGGCCUAAUGUGGAUGCGCAAAAAUAAAAAAUAAUAAUUUCAUUUUCAUUUCCUUUCAUUUCAUUUUGUCCAUUUCCUUUUCUGCAAUAACUGAGCAAUUCCUUGCGCACUGAUUGGUCGAGAGCUAUAUUCUAUGAGAGUAUAGACCAUAGAAAAUUACAGUUGAUUUGUUAAAUAAAGAGUGCAAGAUAUUGACAGACAAACCUUGGAGCUUGAGUCAUAGAAAGUUUAUAAUAUGUGAUAAAGUGCAGUUAAGAUCAUCACAUAUAUGUGUUUGUGUUUGUCACAAAACGAAGAAAGAAUGAAGACUGGAAUGGAGAGGGGCAUAUCUAGGUGAACUAAUAUUGUGCCCCUAAAAUAACGAAAAUGGGAAACUAUUUUAGGUUCUAAUAAAAUUGAUAGUGAUUUAAGUUUAAAAAAAUGUCUUUGGAAUAAUAAUAAUAAUAAUAAUAAUAAUUUAAUAAUGAUAAUAAUAAUAAAAAUUAACUUACCUAAUAAAUAAAUAUUACAUCCAAUUAGUAGGAAAAUAUGCCUUUAGUCUUGCAAAUCUCUUUUUUCACCAGUCCCUUGCUCACUGGCAAAAACCUGUACAAAGGAGGGGUGCACUUGUUUUGAUAUUAAGUUUUUAUAGUUGCAUGCUUUUGCAAAGCAACUGAAGUAAUUAGAAAAAAAACCGACCAAAACUGCUGUGCUACGCAGGCUAUGACUGAAGCAUUUAAAAAGAAGUUUUGCAUUGGGAGUUAUAGGCUGGAACUUUGGGCUUCACAUCCGUACACCUCAGGGCUUGAAAUUAUUUUGCAGCUGGCACCGAUCAAAUUGUCCUGGCAAACCUUUUUUGGUCUCAUGCUUGAACUGAACUUGUUUUAGCCUGGACAAAUAUCUACAAAAUAUGUACUACAUCACAGCUCCAUAAAAGCUCCCCCCUCUGCCCCCGGUUCUGAAAAUAAAAAUUUCCCAUUAGUUUCAUAAAUAACCAGACUUGCAAAAUCAGGUCAUCCAAGGAUUUUAUCGUACAAAGCCUACAAUGUACUUUAGACUGGACAAUUGUCCGUUGACUGGCCACUAUUUCAAGCCCUGUGCCUGCAUGCAUACUGCACAUCACAUUUGUCUCAUUCUUUGUGUAUUCCUUUUAGAUACUUCUGUCUACCUCAAAGCAUAUGGGGAAGUCUUUUGAUUACAGCUUUUUACAUCCAUGGCUUGGAACUGGUGAGUUUUAAAGAUAGCUAACCUUCAAUCUUGCACAAAAAGUGUUAAGAAUUUGCUCUCUCUCACCCACAGAAUGCCUGUCUCGUGGAUUUGGUGGUCAAUGUUGUUCAUUGGAGGUCAGAAAUGAUCCAGCCACACCUUUAACAUUGUUUUCUUGGGGAAGGGGGCAAACAGAAAACCCUAAUGAUAUGUGUUCCCCUAUCCAGGACACACAUAUCCCUAGUGAUAUGUGUUCUUCUACCAAGGAAACACAUAUUCUUAGUGAUAUGUGUUCCCCUACCCGGGAAACGCAAAACCCUAGUGAUAUGUGUUCCACUACCUGGGAAACACAUAUCCUUAGUGAUAUGUGUUCCCCUGCGCAGAAAACACAUAUCCCUAGUGAUAUGUGUUCCUCUACCAAGGAAACACAUAUCCUUAGUCAUAUUUGUUUCCCUACUCAGGAAACACAUAUCCCUAGAGAUAUGUGUACCCCUUCACAGGAAACACAUAACCCUAUCACGUGUUCCCCUUCCUGGGAAACACAAAACCCUAGUGUUAUGUAUGACCUCACCCGGGAAACACAUAUCCCUAGUUAUAUGUGUUGCCCUACCCAGGAAACACAAAACCCUAAUGAUAUGUGUUCCCCUACCCAGGAAACACAUAUUCCUAGGGAUAUGUGUUUCUCCUACGUAUACCCAUGUCUUAACAAUUUUGUCACUGAUUAAAUACAUUUAAAAUGGAGCACAUAAUGGAGGGAGGUGGGUAAAAUUAGUGCAUUGUUGACCUCAAGUUUUUCAGUUGAAUUACUGUCACAAGUUUUUCACGUAAAAUAUGGUUGCUUUACCUUUAUAUUUGCACUAAAUCUAACUUGUGAUUUAUAGAAAAUAAAAGAUUGUUAACCUGGGCCAAUUAAAUCAACCACUUUUUUAAUUUACGAGUGUUGCUAUAAUUGUUUUGAAUUUUGAUAAAAAUAAAGCGACACUUGCAUUUUAAGUAAAAGGCCAUUUUAAUUCAUCCCAGUUAGAUAAUCGUUAGUAUUUACAGUGUAAGUUUGUUGACUCUGAUUGUUUUUCUCAUUUUUUAUUUCCCUCUUGUGUCUGAUUCUGAAUCUCAACUUGUGGCUCCUAUCCAAUAUUAAGGCUUGUUGACCAGGUAGGUAGUCUAGUUUCUGACAAGACAAGAAAUUUAAUUUAAAUUCUAGCGAUCUAUAAAUUGCAUAUCAUUGCAGUUUACUGUACAGUCACAUACUGCUGUACCAGGUGUAUAGCUGUCAAAACUCAAUACCACUUGAUCUGGAAUACAGUCAAUUCUACUUAAGACAGACACCUUUGAGACGGGCAGUAAUUAUUUGUGCAUCUAAGAGUGAUGUCUGUCCAGUAAAGAGUCAUUUAAAGGAAUUUAAAGAGAAAAAUUAAAUUACAUGUCUUUAUACCAAGUUGUCAAAAGCAUUAUAACUACUGUAUCAUGAUGUGAGAUGACUGUAAAGCUCUUUGAUAUCCAUUCCCCGAUUCGCAGUUAUAAAUUAUAAUGAAAAUGUCAAAAUUAAAACAUAAAAGAAGAAGAAAAAAGGAAAAGAAAAAGACAGAAAGAAAAGGAAGAAAAAAAUCUUAAACCAUUAAAAAGUCUCAUUAAAACGUCCAUACCAUGAUGUUUAAUAAUACAUUUUUUUUUUUAGAAAAAGUCGAAACUGCAAAGCACAGUUACGUAUACAAAUAAAAUGUGUUGAUAUUUAUAGUUAUUCCUUUUCGUUUUCUUUUGUUUAGUGAUGGUUCAAAGUGGAAGACUAGAAGGAGGUUGAUUACCCCAACCUUUCACUUCAGGAUUUUAAAUGAUUUUAUUCAGGUGUUCGAAGAACAAGCAGCAAUUUUGGUGAAACAUCUUGAGGUAAUUACUCGAUAUCAGGCGGGUCACAAAGUACUUUUUUGUUAAAGUGAAAGCGAUACCUCGUUGGCUGCCUUAGGGGUAGAAAUUACAAAUUUUGCUCUCACUUAAGGUAUUCUUGGGAGCUAAAGUGACCCCUUAAGAAAUUGCACACUUUUUCACUAGUUUAAAGAUUACAACAAAAUAAAGCUGUCUGCCAAGUUUCACUGUCAAGCAAUGCAAUUUCAGCGACAUAUAAUUCACUGAAGUUUCGUUUCCAAGGUUGUUUUCGCGGAAAAAAAAAAAACAUUGAUAAUGUAGGUUAAAAAUUACAACAUGGUACCCCACAGACGUUACACUUGACAGUUUGCUGAAUAUCUCGUAACGUAUCUGUGAGCCAAUUGUGGUCACGAAUUACGCGCUAAAGUGCAGAAUCCAUCUGCAUUCACCCUUUUAUGUGAUUGGUUUCGCGGGAAAAAAACGCGUCCCGUAUAAGAAAGAAAAGUCCAAAUGUAGGAGUCGAAGGAAGCCAAUAUUGUUACUCAUAACGAUAUGGCUUGUGGCAAGAGAGCUAGCCUGUUCUGGGCAGUUGGUGAAGUGCGGUGCAAAGUCACAAACGGGGAAAAAAUAACGGGGGGGGGGAGGGAGAUAGCGAUCCUACGCUCUCACUCCAUACCCCACCCCCCUCACUCUUUUUCCUGCUCGCAUCUUUUUGUACCAUCCCCGCAAACUGAACUCCUCUAACAGGCCAUAAGAGAGCAUGUGUGAGAAAAACCGUUGUGUAUUGAGUGUUGAGUUACAUGUUUGGUGAUCAGAAUUGCGCAUAAGAAAACACCAUCACAAAAUAACCAAGGGCUUUCAUACUGUGUUGGGUUAUGGUCUCCUUUAGGGGUAGCCACUCCCAGAUUGGUAUCAUUAAGGGAACAAUUUAGGUUUCUGAGAAACUGCCCACCUACCCCUCCCCUAAGCUAAAAUUAACACUUACUUCUCACUUAGGGCAAAAUGAUGGCUUAGGGGAGGGGUAGGUGGGCAGUUUCCCCGGAAACCUAAAUUGAUCCCCUUUUAGUUUAGGGGUUUAGACAGCGCUAGCCUGGGAAAACGGCCGACAGCUCGUGACGCCACCACAGGUUUCCCCGCGAAAUGACCUCUGAGAAACGAGCGUAGAAAUUCCAUUCUGAUGACGCAUCACUACGUAUAUGCCCAGUUCUGUGUAGCGCUUCUGACUGGUCAUGCUGAGAGGGAAAUUAAUUUGCUUCAGCCAAACAGAAGCACUACUCAGAUCUGGGAAGUGACGCAUUAUCAUCAUAGAAUUUCUAACCUCGUUUCUCUUGUCAUUUCCGCGCGGAGAAACCACUGAUGGCGUUGCGAAAUGGCGGCUGUUUUUGCGCGAAUGGCACGCAUUUUAGUGGAUAUCAGUUUGUGUCUGUUGACCUAAAUUAGGUCACAAGUGCCCUAAAAAAGAUAGUUUUGAACAUUUUUUAAAAGCGACAGCUUACCUUAAGUCAUGGAGGACUUGAAAAGGUCAAAGAAAAAUUCACUGAAAGUCAUGGAAUUCAAAGAGCUCAUAAGAGUACUAAUCCUGUGUACGUCCCUCAAUCUUUCCAUAUGUCUGUGAGGUGGCUGGUGCUUAUUUCCCUUUGGUAAACAGUCGUUGCUUUGACUCUGAAGAUGACUACCGCACAGGUUGUCGAAACGUCAGUCAACAACGACAGUCCUAUUCAGGACUACGUUCACCCGGACGAUCAAAGUCAACCUACUUUUGAAAUGACUCCUGGGUUCAAACCUUUCACAGUGACUGUCGUUGCUAUUUUAACGGUCCAUGCCACCGUUUGUAAGCAAGCCUUAAGUCAUGAUAGAUGUAAUAUCUCAUUUCAGUUGUUUAAUGCAAAUGAUACGUUUUUGAAUAGUCUUAAAAAGAGGGACGUAGGAGCGUAAGUUAAAUUUACGUUAAAAAUUAGAAAGGACUACAGUCACCUGUUAUUGAUGUAUCAGUUAAGAAAGACAGUUUGGUAGUUAAUGUACUUAAAGUUUUCGGAAUUUUUUUCGGGAUUUUUUAGUGGAUGCGUUCAUCUUUCUUUUUAAUGGAAACACGCUCAAUAACAGGUCAAGUGUCUUAAAAAUGGCAGGGAUCGUUUACGAGGGGAGAUUUGCUUCACCGGUCCUGUCCCAGACCGUUGCUGCCUUUUACAGAUCAGUGACUUAAUUAUCCGUUAUUCUGAUCUCCCAUUUCUGACCACACCUUCCCAAAUUUGUUGCGCCUAACUUUAUAUACCACACAUUUAAUCGCAUUUUUUUUUUACAGAAGGAGGCCAGCAAGGGUGUCUUCAACAUAAUGCCGUAUAUCACGCUAUGUGCCCUAGACGUUAUUUGCAGUAAGUACAUGUAUUCAGUAAAAUGCAAGACGACAACAUCGUCUAACCUGAGCGCUUCAUAUAAGCACUCGGGUUUGAAGGGAGGGGUGAGCGAGAAAAGAGAUAGCUCUUUCUUCUCCCCAUCCACACCCCUCUUGCCAAGAGAUGACACGCGCUUACCGGCCAAAUCUUCAGAAAUCGUGUUUGUUUUUCGCUUUCAAUAUUGUGUGUUUAUACAAUGCUCGACUGAAUGACUUGUGAGUCAGUUUUUUGCUGUUUGUGUUUUGAGUGCUUUUAUUGUAAUCGCUACUUACUGUGCACUAUCGUUCCUUUAUGUUUACCUAAUAUAAUGUUUUCUUCUAGUUACUUCAAUGGAUGCGUCGCCAAACGCCCAAGAAGAUGUCGACUCCCCAUACGUGAGCGCAGUUUUAAGGUAACAAUUCUAAAGACAUGCAGCCUAUUGAAAAAGACCUGUCUAAGUCAUAGCUUACGGUGUUCAAUCUGUGUUGAUUAGAAUUUUGAUAGCUACAGUUAAUUAUAGCUAAGAUAACCAAGGUCGCAUUUUUCCCUCGCUUCGCUCAAAGUAACCGCGCACAGUCCACCACGCUUUACUUUAAGUAAAUGCACAGUCCACCUCGUUUUACUCUAAGUAAACGCGCAGUCCACCACGCUUCAUUCUAAGUAAAUGCACAGUCAACCACGCUUCACUCUAAUUAAACGCACAGUCCACCUUGUUUCACUCUGAGUAAAACGCACCGUCCACCAUGCUUCACUCUAAGUAAAGUUACACUUCGCUCUAAGUAAAAAACAGUCCACCCCUUCUUAUAGAGACUGUUUACAGUCUCAGUUCUAUUUUUCGUAAGACUGUCGCGAUCGAGUACUAUAACGGGCGGCUAUCUUGGUUUCCCCGCCCCUCGGUAUGAGUCAAAAUGCCCCCAACCCACCCCCAACCCCAACCCCAACCCCAACCCCAACCCCAACCCCAACCCCUCCCUUCCCCUUGUGGUGCGUUGUUGUAAUUACUCGAUGGCGACAAUCUUACAAAAAACAAAACCAACAAAAUCGUGGGGAGAGGGGAGGGGGCAGCUGUGCACGUGUAAUCUGUCUAUUUCUACUUUAAAAGAAUGUUCUCUUGAUAAAUUUCUAAGUCGAAACAUAUCGUGCACAUUUUGUCGAUACAAAGUUCCAUAACACCUAGGGUUCAUCUCUAUUUGUCCAAUAUAAGGUACUUUCUUUAAUAAAAGGAAAACUCAUAUCAAGUGUUUCGUCCUUUCUUGUUCACGAGGUUGGUUUAUUUAUGUUGUUAAAACAACGUUUUUUACAACAACUUCGAACCGGCUUUUUUGUUCUUGAACGAUCUUUUUUUUUUUUUUUUCUAGAGUGAGUGAGUUGAUUCAGAUGCGACAGAGAUCGCCUUGGUUAUGGAAUGAUACACUGUACGCUUUAUUGUCUUCUGGAAGAGAACAUAAAAGAUGUUUAAAAAUUCUCCACGACUUUACGAAUAAGGUAAUAACGAGCAGAGCAUACUUUGAUGGCAGAAACGUUGCGUAAUAAUUUAUUGUAAUUUUGAAAACAAUGCUGAUGAAAUUCGUCACGCAACGCUCUUCCUCUAGGGGCAGCGUUGCGUGAUAUGACAAAGAACUGCUGUGUUGGAGACUUGCGCUUAAUAGCAAACUGCAAGAGUGUGCGACAUCAAAAUUUCUCGCUACAUCAUCUGAACGUCUACAACUUAACUCAACUACCGAUGUAAAAUCCCUUCUUGUGACAAAGAAGUAGCAAUCUUGUUUCAAUCCGUAGGUUAUUGACCAAAGGAUUGCUGAAAGAGCAUCUAUCAAAAGUAAAACACAGGAGGAAAAGGAGAAGGAGGAGGUUGAUGAGGACGAUGGUCUGUAUAAAGGAAAGAAGCGUCUGGCAUUCCUCGAUCUUCUGCUGGAAUCUUACGACACUGGAGACAUUUCACGGGAAGGUGUCAGAGAAGAAGUGGAUACGUUUAUGUUUGAGGUGAGAAUUUCUCUUUCUUCUUCUUAAUGGCAAUUUGAUUUUUGCCUAAUAUUGAGUAGAAAGGAGUGGCGUUAUAAGGGAGAAUAAUUUUACUUUACUAAGUGUUUUGUUCAAAAUGGGCUUUGGAGCGGGUGCCUUCAAGGUGGAAGCUGUUGUUGUUCCUAUUCACAAAUAUUAUAUUAUAUUUGCAAAUAUUAUGAUAAAGAUACCAGUUACUAAAAGCAAAAAAGACUGGUUUGUUGGCUAGGACCCGCGCUUUUAUUCUUUAGGAUUUUGAUUUGAAUAUUUGAUUUCGGGUCUGAAAAGUUACCGGGACUUACGAGAAACGAUCCCACGGGCCUUUUUCUUGAAAGUCCCGAAAACGUUUCGGCCCCGUAAAGCUGUUUCGUCUUCGUCGUGUUUGCAUUCAAGAUCAAGGUUCCAAUAAUUUUAAUGAUAUCAGAAUAAAUCUAUCAGUUAACGAAGCACAAUUGGUUUGUGAGCUAGGAACUGUGCUGCUAUUCAACCGGUUUUGACUAUAAAAUUUGCCUUCGAACCCGAAAAGUUUCCGGGCCUUUCGAGAAACGAGCCUCAGGAGAUUAAAACAAAGCAUUCCCUUGGAGCUAACGAUCGCAGCCAUUCGAGCACCAACCAACCAGCAACGUCACAGUGAAGACGUUCGAUGGAAUGCCUACCUAUUUGAGGUUGGGAGGAGUGGAAGCAGAGACCUGCAAACAGCUCCUAUGAUUCUCCUGCAACUCAGUGCUAGAGUUAAGUGCUAGAGUAUCAGGACUAGUAACCAGAAGGUCAUAGGCAGUGGCGGAUCCAGGGGAGGGAUCCGGGGGACCCGCCCCCCCUUAUUUUUAGGCAAACUGAGGCCCGAAAUUUUUUUUGGAGACCCCACCCCUCCCCCCCCCCCCCCCUAUCUCAAGGUCUGGAUUCGGCACUGUUAAGUUUGACUCCUGUUGGGGGGAAACGGAUUUUUUCCUCUGAGCCGCCUGUGUCACGGACUGAAAAAUCAUCUUUCCCUUUUUUUUCAUCUGGCUUUAAAUUCACUACCAAUAUUAAACCAAAUAUUUCUUCUGUUUUUCUCAGGGUCAUGACACCACAGCGGCUGGUAUCACUUGGGCUCUAUAUCUUCUUGGACGCCAUCCAGUCAUACAACAAAAAGUUCAUGAUGAAGUAGACAGUUUUUUUGGUGAGUUCUUUUUUUUUUUCUCAGUUAGCACUGACAUGAGGAGUCCGCAAUCCUAAUCUCCAGGUGGCUAUUACGCAUGCACAGCACAUAUAUAGCCAGCUUCGUUUGGACUUCCAUUCAGAAUGAAUAGAAUGUAUAGAACGCAAUCUGAUCUCAUGCGCGUUGGGACCUUCUAUAUUUCGUAAUCUAAUCACGCGUGUUUUGAUCAUCUAUCACGUGAAUCUUACGCGAAGCACAGCGUUGGAGCAAAAACGUUUUGACCUUCGGUCGAUGUCGCCCGCGCUGGUUAUUAGUAGUACCUUCUUUGGUAAUUACGUUUCGGUAGGUGACGUUGCCCUGUGUUCUUCGAAAGUGUUAAAAUUGUCUCUCUCUCUCUCUCUCUCUCUUUUUUUUGUAAUCAAGAAAAAACGGAAGAAGAUAUUUCGUGUUCUCACUAGUUUCUAACUGUAACGAAAUGAUUAGUCUAGAUCGUGAACACCAGUGGAAAACAGUGGGUAUUCUUUGUGAAAACCGUAGGCAAACAGCGGUAAAAAACUCCAAAAAAUCAUCAUCAUCAUCAUCAUCAUCAUCAUCAUCAUCAUCAUCGUGGUCGUCACCAUCUUCAUCGUCAUCAUCACCUUCACCGUAACUAUUAACAGCUUUAUCAUCAUCAUCAUCAUCAUCAUCGUUAUUAUUAUCAUUGUUGUUAAUAUUAUUAUUAUUAUUAUUAUUAUUAUUAUUAUUAUUAUUCUCAGAACAACGCCCAGAAACGUUAACAGUUGAUGAUUUAAAGGAUCUGCGUUACCUGGAAUGUGUUAUUAAGGUGAGAGUCGAUUUUAGGCAUCCUCCUAUACUGUCCUAAUACCUAAAUCUUGAUAAAUCAUUUAAUUUAUAUUACAAAAUUAUGAUCAUGAUUGUUAAAUUCUCAGAGAAACGCCCAGAAACGGUAACACUGCCUUUUUAGUUUUGCUUUUAUUUCGUUUUGUUCUUCAUACUGAAAUACCUACUAUAAUUGUAGAAAAAAAUAGGAACUUUAACCUCUUCUAGGCGGCCACCUCUUGGCCGUCCCAACGAGAGUUCUCUCAUUGUGGUCACCUCUGUUAAGCGGCCAUCAAGCGUUUUGGCUUUAUUUCAAGAAGAUGAUGAAGGAAAAUACCCUCCGAGAUAGAAGGUGAUAACCGAUUGUGGACCAGCAAUGCUGCCGUUGCGUAAUUGUUUCAAAAUAAAAUGAUGUUCCUGCUAAACAUUAAGCCAAUUUAUGACAAACGAACCUCUAUUGAGCGGCCAACCUCCAUUCAGCGCCACUUGCUGGUACCCCAAGGUUGGCCGUUUAAGGGAGGUUAAACUGUAUUUUUUGUUUGUUUGUGCCAACUAUGGCUCUAAUAACACUUUCCUGCUGUCUUUUGUCACAAUAGUACCGGCAAAUACAGCCACGGGCUUUUAGCUCGCUCGUGUUAGACUCCAUCUAGCACUCGUACGAAAAAUGCAGCGUCAUUAUGGGUCUGACUGUUUUUAUUCCUUCUUUCACAGGAAGCCUUACGAUUGUUCCCGUCAGUCCCUUUCUUUGCACGAACUACCACUGAAGACUUCCAUAUGGGUAUAGUAAUUUAUUUUUAUCUGUGUCCCCUAUUCCUUAAUCACUUACGCAGUCGUUCUUUGAGUCGAGGGAAAGUGCGAAGUCUGAUCUGAAAAUAGCUUAUAGCUGUCAUAGGCAGCGUUCACACUUGGUAAUGAUGGCCGGGCACGGUGCCGGAGUACGGUACUCGCUGGGCACUAAUGUGAACUCACCCAUCUUUCACGUACCCACGCUGAACUUCGGGCACGGUGCCGGUGCCUACGCGUGUACAAAGUGGUUACCGGGUCGCUGUAUACACACCGUCUUUAGUUCUGGAGCAGUUCCCGGCUUUGUACUCAUUGCUAAGCUCAUGUUUCAAAAUGACGUCUGGCAGGGCAAAAUGGAGUAACUAUGAACUCGGUCACAUAUCGGGUACUCAAGGUGUGAAUGCAGCCCCAGUUAGUGCUGGUACCAAGGUAUUAGUUCCCGAACACCAAGUGUGGGCAGUCCCUUAGUUUCACAUGAAAGGCUUUGCCUUGUAAUCACAAUCGCCAUUUGGAAAGUGAAAAACUGGAAACGUGUGAACGGCCUACUAUUUUUCUGGGACACAAUUAAUUCUGGCCGCCAAUUUGUUUGUUUUAUCAAGUUUUUGUUAUCUUGGAAAUACUGCUCUGAGAGGGCUUGAGAAAUAAAUUUUGCUUGAAAGCGCACAGUUUGACAUGACUUGUGUUGCUUUGUAGAUGGGUACACAGCUCCCAAAGGAACUUCUGUUGGAGUUGCGACUCUUGCUCUUCACAGGAACUCGGAUGUGUGGCCAGCACCGCUGGAGUUCAAUCCAGAUCGGUUCCUUCCAGAAAACAGCCAAGGACGACAUCCAUUCGCGUAUAUUCCCUUUUCAGCAGGCCCAAGAAACUGCAUUGGUGAGUUUGCGUUCAUACUUUAAAUCAUAUGGGCGUUGCAUCAGAAUUUGUGAGUUUAUCUUGACGUCGUUGAAAUGACGUGAAAAUUUUCAAGGCUCCAGUUUUAUGGCGAGUGGUUUUACGACAAAGUUAUGAGCAUUCAACCGUCGUACAAGGUCUUUAAUUACCUGAUGAAUAAGCUAGUUCAUUUAGCUUUUUUAAGCUUGUUGAAACGGUUAAACCUUUUUUUUGACUCAGUUGACCAUGUAAUAAUGGCGGUUUCGUCUCCAGCAGACGAAGGUAACAAGUGAAUAAAAAAAACUACUAGUAAACAAACAAACGAUUUCUUUUGUUGUUGUUUGUCGUCCAUUUCUAUGAUCUCUUUCUCCGUGGGCGCGCAAUUGUCAAAGAAUCAUAUUAAUAAAAAGUGCCGCUUUGUUACAUCGUUAGUAGUGACUCAUUUAAUUUCUCCUAAUCUUUGCCCUCUUUUUCUUUUUAGGUCAGCGGUUUGCCUUCUUGGAAGAGAAAAUAGUCUUGUAUCACGUGAUGCGGAAUUUCUCCAUUGAGUCGGCGCAGACCUUUGAUGACCUACGGACCUGUGGAGAACUGAUCACCCGACCAAAGGAAGGCAUAUUUGUAACGUUAGCUAAACGUUUUUAG